UUUGAACCUUGAUGUAACAUUUAGUCCUCAGUUAUUCCAGCAGCGUCCGCAGCUCAGCAUGCAAAUAACUAAAUGUAAAUGCUUCUCAGCUCCAGCCUGCUUCCAUUUUUGUGACAGAACAUCGAUUUGCAUAUCCACUUGUUCACCCUCCGCUCUCCCACUCCCUCCUGUUGUUUUGACAGCGUCCCAGUCGAACAGCAGCCUAAAGAAGCAGAGGAGCCGGAGCAUCUUCAGCACAUUCUUCUGCUGCUUCCGAAACUACAAUGUGGACCCGCCGGCCACCAACACCAACACCAGCUCCCUGCCUCCACCUGUCGAGGAGAACGGAUCGCCUCCCAAGUGUGACCAGGUCGAGGUCAUCCCUGUCCCUAGUGUAU
Molecule: messenger RNA, 377 nt
Organism: Plectropomus leopardus (leopard coralgrouper)
Lineage: Eukaryota; Metazoa; Chordata; Actinopteri; Perciformes; Serranidae
Source: RefSeq, a predicted model, not a curated record